This is a messenger RNA of Gavialis gangeticus (Gharial), 1982 nucleotides long. RefSeq lists its product as uncharacterized. The record is from RefSeq and is a predicted model, not a curated record. The transcript is spliced from 2 exons. The coding region runs from base 367 to 1038 and encodes 223 amino acids. Lineage: Eukaryota; Metazoa; Chordata; Crocodylia; Gavialidae.
UGCUGUCUACCUAGCAACCAUAUCUCCCUGCAAUCUGCCCACGACUCGGAGGACCUGCCUUGGUUACCAAAUACAACCCAUCUGCCUUCCUCAGCGGCUCCAAGAACCUCUCGGCUUGCCAAGGCUCCAGAUUGCUCUGUGUUUUUUAGCUGGCUUGCAGAGAGCUGAGCUUGGCACCAGCCCCUCCAGUCGAGGAUCGCAUCUCUCCAGUACGAGAACAACUUGGGUCUGGGUCUGCUGACUUCCCAAGGGCAGAGCUUGAAAUCCGAGCUAAGGCAGUGGAGGGCCCCAGAGCCUAAAGACGCAGUUCAAGACCCAGAACCUGCUCUGGAGAGAUGACUGCUGCUUAAAAUCAUCACUGAUAUCAUGUACCAUUAUGGCUUUGUGCCCUCGGAGUGUUACCCGAGCAGGAUCCAGCCCUAUCCCUAUGCCUACCUGCCCCCUGGCCCUGGAAGGUUAGCUGACGUGCCAAGCUCAACGCCAUUCCCUCCCAUCCAGCUGCCCAGCUUCUACAGCCAGCCCUUCACCCUCGUGGUGGGCCGGAAUGGCUACCCUGAUGGUGCAGGAAACCAAGUCGAGUAUCAUCACAUCUACAGUCCCAACCCUUACUUCCACCCUUACCCCUUCUGGUCUAUCCCCCAAGUGACUGCUCCUUGGCCUUUGCACAACCCUUAUCCGACCUACAAUCCACACCAGGGCCCAGAGCAGGGGCAGGAUGGCUGGCCAGAGGGUUUCACCAUGAGAGCAGAACUUCAGUGGGGAAAACUAGGGAAGGUUUUUGGACCAAAGAGAGUGCUCCCAGAGUUUGUGAAGGAUGACCUCCGAAGGGUUUAUGGCACCUACCCGAAGACCGAUGUUACCAUAACCUACCGGAAUGGGGAAUUCCUGGUGAAAGGAGACCCCAAAGUGGGAGAACAGGAAUACAUGGUGGAAAAGAGAGUCAUCCAGCGGGCUCCAACCCCCUCAGCUAGUGAGGUUGAUGACAGCAGUGAAGACCAGGACCGGAACAGAAAGAAGAAAAAGAAAUCUAAGCCAUGAUGCCAGACUGCUGCUCCCACGUCCUUGUGGGCCAGAGAGCCAUUGACUGAUGACUUUGGAUUAGAGAGUCCUUGGAUAUUAGCACGAGCAGGAAACACCCAUCACUUUUUUUUUUUUUAAUUGCUUCUGACAAACAAAUGUCCCUGCCUUCUACAAACAUGCGAUGACGCUCAUAACCUCACUGAGUGACACGGUGCAUGUUCACCCUUGUCUUCCUUCCUUCGAAAAUGAGCUCACUCCACUAGCAUCUAAGGGAUCAGGCAGAAGAUCCUCCAGCUGGGAAUAAGAAUUCGGGCUCUUCCAUUUGCAUGACCAAACGUAGUCACAAACUGCUUUCUAGACACGGGAUUUGGCAAGUCUCUCUCGCCAAAGCCACUGAAAUGGCCUCCUUGCGGCAGUCCUCUGCAAGGAUGAAUUGACCAAGACAAGUGUUCCUCCAUCUCCAGACUAGUGCAGGUUGGCAGAGGACAGUGGUGAAUGUAUCUUUGUUUUAAACACUGCACCCGGUCGUGUUUCUGCUCACAGUCAUUACUAUUUUAUUAGUUGUAGGUGGCUCCGACACCAUGAACUCUUCAUUACUGCCUGGAAAUAACUGGCCUCUACUUGUUUUUGCACGUGGUGAGACCUGCCCAGGCAUCCCCAUUCUGGGAAUAAAAACGUACCGCUCCUUCCACCACCACCACAAAGAGCCGGACUUGGUACCAAGUGACCGCAGCCAUCGGCGAGUGCUCGUUGACACAGCCGGGGCUGGAGUUCACAAGCUCUACUAACGUACUUCAGCUGUCACUACUGUUGUAUGCAUGUAGCAUGUACUCUCUAUCCUCUGGUUUGAAAAGGAGAUGGCUGGGCUGCAGGGUGCACUGUGAUGCAGAGGGCCUGUGGGCCAUACUAGACCUGUCUGAAAAGAUCUGCAGCUUUUUAGAUAAUAAAAAAUGCAAAUAGAC